AUGGCUACCACUAUCAACUGCAUCAGAACGUGUGGUUGGGCUAAAGUUUUGCUGCUGCUGUGGUUCGUUCAGCUGGCGGCCGGCGAACCCAAUGCAGCCUGCAAAACGAUGCCCUCACCAGGCAAAGACAACGAUGAACAGUGUUGCGAAAUGCCGGAGAUGUUCCCGAACGAAACGAUGCAACAGUGUAUGACCGAUUUUGAGCGUUCCAGUGCAUCACAGCUGCAGAAGAGUUGUCAAUUUUCAGCCUGCGUCUUGAAGAAACAGAACCUCGUUAAGUCUGACGGCAAAUUGGAUACGGAGCAGAUCAAGACGUACAUCAAGGACAAGAUAAAGGCAUCCGACGAGUGGAAGGGACUGGUGGAGAAGGCUGUCCUGGAGGAUUGUUUACCGAUGAUCGAGAAGGAUUCUGCCACCGUGAAGCAGAUGAAGAGCUCGCUGGGCGACUGUGAACCGGUGUCGGCCUUAACGAUUGCGUGUGCUGCAGCCAAGCUUUUCGGAAAUUGCCCUAGCAAGGACUGGACAGGAAGUCCGGUGUGCGAUGAAUGGAAGACCUUCUUGACGAAGUGUUCCGGCUCAAUGGACGAUCUGAACGCGAUCUAUAUGCUCAUCGAAUCCCAGAAGUUGACGUAGGAUUGAG
This is a messenger RNA of Anopheles maculipalpis, 640 nucleotides long. Its product is annotated as general odorant-binding protein 66-like. The transcript is spliced from 4 exons. The record is from RefSeq and is a predicted model, not a curated record. Gene Ontology annotation, molecular function: odorant binding. Bases 1 to 633 code for a protein of 210 amino acids. Lineage: Eukaryota; Metazoa; Arthropoda; Insecta; Diptera; Culicidae.